AUGUCGACUAUAUUUGCCGGUUACGCCAAGCGGAAAUCACUUUUUGUGCGUGGUGUUGCGCAUGGCUUAAUAUUCUUAUUAAUAACGUGACAUUUGUCCAUGCAGAAAACUCGCGAAUGCAAACAUUUUAUCCGCUUUGACGUGUUUAUCUUUCACUUCACACGACAAACGCAACAUUACAAGAGCGUCAAAGAAACCUCCACAUGACGUUGAAGCGACGGCAACCGCGUGGAUGCUAACCAACUUCUCAUUGAAAUCGAUUCACACAAAAUUCGAAUGAAAGUUGUUGUGAUGUCGAAGGUGAAGCCGAAGAAAAAGAAGCAGCUCGCUUCCGAAGCCGGAAAAGACAAUUCUGAGAAAAAGAAAAAGAAGUACUGGAUGCGAAUGAAGUUCAAAAAGAAAGCCAAGGAGGAAAAGAAGGCCCCAUGUCAGCUCUUAGGACCUCCAAAAGAUGCCAAACUUUUUUCUUCCAACUGGAAAGCAUUACAAGAGAUUUUAAAGUCCAGUCAGAUGACUGCAGUUGAGCCCACGACCACACAACAGCAACCUAACGGUCCGCUGCAAGAAAAGAAAACCAAAGCAUCCAAAAAUGUACACCAGAACACGGUCUCCUCCAGUAAAACUGAUUCAGAACAAAAAGUCAAACGUAAAAGUGUUGACUCUCAAGCUAAAAUUCCCGGUGUGGACACAAAACAGUCAGCUGGAUUUAAAAGAAAAAACACGUAUAAAGCAAACGGCGAGCAAGCAGCCAAGAAGAAGAAAGUGGAGGCGACGGAGUCCAAACCUACAGAGCAGGACAUUUGGUUUGAUGACGUGGACCCCGAUGACAUCGAGGUGACCGUGGGGCCCGAGGCAGCAGAGAUCGUGAGGAAAAGGCAAGGCGUUCACAAGGAAGACACGCAAAGCAUGCUGGUCAAAGAGAAGGCUUUCCAGGGCCUGACCAGGUCCGUCGCCAUCGACUGCGAGAUGGUGGGCGUCGGUCCCAGCGGCGAGGACAGCAUCUUGGCACGCGUGUCCGUCGUCAACCAGUUCGGGAAGUGCGUCUACGACAAGUUCGUCAAGCCCAGCGAGAAGGUGACCGACUACAGGACGGCUGUCAGCGGCAUCCGGCCGCAGGACAUCAAAGACGGAGAGGACGUAUCGACCGUGCGUAAGGAAGUUGCCGAGAUCCUGAAGGGAAGAAUCGUGGUUGGCCACGCCCUGCAGAAUGACUUCAAGAUUUUGCUCCUGGAUCACCCCAAAAAGAAAAUCCGAGACACCCAGAAGUAUAAACCCUUCAAGAAGACCGUUGAGACGAACCGACCUUCGCUGAAAGUACUCUGUAAAAAAAUACUCAACGUCAAUGUCCAGCAGGGCGAACAUUCCUCUGUCCAAGACGCGCAGGCCACCAUGCGGCUGUACACGCUGGUGAAGAAACAGUGGGAGGCCGACAUCAAAAACAGCGCGGACAAGAAGAGCGAAAAGCGCAAGCCCAAGUCCUCCAAGAGCGCCGGCAAGCGUCGUGUCGCAGGUUUGUCCUUUUAAGGUGAAAGAGAUCCUUCAACGAAGAUUCUUCUUAUUAACUCCUUGGAACCCAAAAGUGACUGAUAAAAACAUAAAUAAAUCAGCAACUGAGCAAUAACUCCAUCUUCAGUGCAGGAAAACAAGGCGGACAAAAUGCGUGGACUGGAACAGAACGGCAUUCUGGGAUAAAUUCCAUAUUUGUACAUCCCGAGUAUUUGCAUAAAUAUCCGGAGCGUUCCAUGUUCUACAUUUCGACGCAUUUCGGUGAGCCGCUAAUCUCCUUUGAUGGCUGUGAAUUUGUGAAAUGUUUUCCCUCGUGUGUCAAACGUGGUUUGCACGGGAAAUGUACAGUUUGAAUAAAAUAUAAAUAUAAAGUCAA
Syngnathoides biaculeatus (alligator pipefish) is the source of this 1882-nucleotide messenger RNA. It is a transcript of the gene rexo4, whose product is annotated as REX4 homolog, 3'-5' exonuclease. The transcript is spliced from 8 exons. Lineage: Eukaryota; Metazoa; Chordata; Actinopteri; Syngnathiformes; Syngnathidae. Gene Ontology annotation, biological process: DNA catabolic process; rRNA processing. The record is from RefSeq and is a predicted model, not a curated record. Gene Ontology annotation, molecular function: nucleic acid binding; 3'-5' exonuclease activity. Gene Ontology annotation, cellular component: nucleus. Bases 277 to 1524 code for a protein of 415 amino acids.